UAAGUUGAUAAAAAUUAUUUAAACUAAGACCACAAAGCACAAUACUAACACUAAAAUAAAUUCAAAUUUUAAAAAGCGCGACAGAAUUUGGCUAAUUGCUGAAAUUGGGCAUACCUAUAAUUGGAUGACAAUAAAUUUUUUUUAAAUUUAUAAUGGCCACUCCAUUGGCAGAAAAACCGCCAUUGUAUAGAAGCCUUCCAAAUGAAUCUCUGACAUCUAUAUCAACUCCUCCAAGAGUUGGAAAACUUAAUAGGUCAACUCCAGUAUCAACAAAAAGGACAAACUCGACUGCUCGCAUUGGAAGUUUAAGAAAACCUCGAAAAAGAGCAGACUCACUAUCUGAAUCAGAAUCUGAUUUUAGUGGUAAUGAUUUAGAAAACACUCAAGAACAACAAAAAACAAUAAAAAAUAAUAAAAAUGAAAAUAAGUUACAACAAGAAAACAUAAGUACAGAAAAUAAUAAUUGUGAACAAAACAAUGUGCAGCUACAACAGAAUCUAAAACAAAUAAAUGGCGUAAAAACUUCACUAAAUGAUAAAAACAAAUUGAGUAGUCCGAUAUCAGAAGCCAAACAAGAGGACUCUUUUACAAAAGGAUUUAGACACAUAAAUAGUCUUUUAUCAAUAAAAGAAAAUUCUUCAGUGAAACUAAAUGCUAAUAAUUGUGUACCUCGUAGACAUACAGAAGUAAUCUCUCCUUUAGAUAAACAAAACUUGUCAGUUGAUACUCAGUCAACAAAUGAUUUGUUUAAAAGGCGAAACACAACAGAUGCAUCUUGUAAUGAAUUUUUUAGAAAUGAAACUAAGUUAGUUGUUUUAGAAUAUUUAAGUUCUCUUACAACUGACAAAAUAACUGCCAGAAAUAUUGCUAGUCGUAGUAAUAGCAGAGUUAGUCGAAGCAGCAGUCGAGGUAGUAAUGCUAAUUCUAAUCUUAGUGACUUAUAUGUAUCACCGACCAGUUCAAGUGAAAUUAAUAAAAACGAAAAACAUUUAGAAGCAUUCAGUAAAAUAGAAAAUGAAGAAAAAUCAAAAACAUUACCAAGAGAACGAAGAAAAAAAACUUCAAAGGAAGAAGGGGUUCAUAAAGAAAAAGCCAAUACAAUAACCAUAGGUGAAAAUGAAAGAAAACUAUUAAUGGAGCAGCUAGCUGCUUUUAAUGCAGAACAAGCAAAGUUAAGUGGCAAAACACAUUUAAUGCGUAGCAACAGUGAUGUAACCGAGGAGAAUUUUGCUAAUGUUCGAAAAAAACUGAGUCAAAUGAAAGUGCCAGUUAAACAAUGGAUUAGUUCAAACAUGAAAAAAGAAAUAGUUACUUUUGACGCCAAAACUCAAUUAAAAGAACAAUAUUGUAAAUUUAAAAAGCCUCCAAAACCUUUGAGUUCAAAUUUGAAAAAGGACAUAGUUACUUUUGACGCCAAAGCUCAAUUAAAGGCACCAUUAGAUGAAGUUAAUAAACAAAAUAGUAAAUUUAAAAAGCCUCCUAGACCUUUAAGUCUUUCAAUACCUCAGCAUAACAUUAAAGAAUUUCAAGAUAUAGCAGUUGACUUCACUCCACAAGCGUACGCUGUGAAUCGUUUAGAGGAGAUGGCAAUAGAAAUUAUGAAAGAUUUUCCUGACAUACUAUCACAGCAUGUUGAUGAUCUACUCCGACCUCUUGAAAACAACGAUAUGAUAUCUUAUGAAUCAUUUGUGAAAAUUGCAAAAGAUGUUUAUAAUAAAAAUCUUUUUAACGUUUCUGGGAGUGUGUGGACACGAGUGGCACUUGUACUUCAUACUGUUAAAGAAACAAUAUUUUCUGGCAAUCUUGAUGAUGAUCAGUUAGAGUUACUUGUUGAUUAUUCUACUAAAUUUGUAACGGAAAAUGCCGAUGAAAUUGAGAAAACAAUGGAUUUGGAUGAGACGUUGUUUAAUGCAACGGGAUUAGCAUAUAGAGGCAUGAGCAGUGAUGAAGAAUUAACUCCGGACGCAGAAAGCACGAAUUUUCCACAACAGUCUAAUGAAAAUCUUUCAUACACACAAAAAAUUGUUCAAGUGGUAAACGAGUGGACUCCUUUCGGUAUUGCUGCUCUUGCCGUUGGCAUGGGAUUAGCUUAUAGUUAUAUAAAGCCAUAAUCAUUUGAUGUUUGUUUUUAGGAUUUUUGAAGCCAAUCUUAUUUUAAGAUUAAGUUUAUGAGUUUAUAGAGAUUAUCUAAUUUAUUUUGCCUUUCUAAUUUAUGCACUUUCAUUUUCUCUAACAUUUCCUUAUGAAAUGAUUAUAUUGUACUUGUUGAUUGAAAGUUAAAAAAACGCGUGCAAAGUUGUAGAAUUUUUUAUUAGCCGGCUAAUAAAGUUUUUAAUGCAAAA
This is a messenger RNA of Hydra vulgaris (swiftwater hydra), 2342 nucleotides long. Its product is annotated as myosin-G heavy chain. Lineage: Eukaryota; Metazoa; Cnidaria; Hydrozoa; Anthoathecata; Hydridae. The record is from RefSeq and is a predicted model, not a curated record.